AACUUCAGUAAGCUCAUUACGACAAAUCUCGACAUUUCAUAUUUUGUUGACAGAAGAAGUUACUUUUGUGGCUGUGGCUGGACAAAACUUUGAAUUUCUCUCCUAAAUCAUUUGAAAUUAAAAGAAAAAAUCGUUUGAAACGAAUGAUGCCCUACGUCCUAUGAAAUUGUGCAAAUUCUCCAACUAAGUCAAGCUAACGAUAACAAACUUUGAAACUUUAAGAUGAACACCGUCGAAAAAGCUGCUUUGCUUAGAAAUCGAGAUGCCAUUGUUCAAAGUGUGGAUUUCACUUAUGUUAGAGAAAAACUUGUGGCUUAUGGUGUAUUAACCGUCCAUCAAGCUGAGGAUGUCAACUGUGAGAAAACAAAGACUGCCAAAGUGCGUAGAUUGUUGGAUCUCCUUACUGAAAUAGGGCAGAAAGACACCUUUAAGACUUUUGUCAAAAUUUUAGAAUUUGACUAUGAUUGGAUAGCUGACAAGUUAAAUGAAUGUAAUAAUCGAGAUAGUCCGGAUGCAGCAAGCCAUCUUAAUAGUGAUCCGCUUCUAGCUGCAGACAACUUGCAACAUUUACUGAUUCAAUGUGGAAUCCCUUUUCCACCACCACAUCUCAUUUCUCGUCAUGUCAAAGUUGCUCAAAUCAGAGAAUGUCUACAAGGAAUGGAUCAAGGUCAGUUUGUGGUAAUUCAUGGUAUGGCUGGAGCUGGCAAAUCUGUCUUGGCUGCUGAAUCUAUUCGAGAUAUCGAUCUCCUGGUUAAUACUUUUGAGAACAAUGUCUACUGGUUGACUAUUGGACAAACAGGCACUGAUACUUUAUUGACAAAGAUGCAGGCAUUGUGCGAAAGACUUGAUCAUACAGUCUUACCACCGUUGAGCGUUGACCAAGCUACCGAAAGGCUUCGUCGCCUUAUGACUGACCCUAGUCGGAAAAAAAGUCUGAUAAUUUUAGAUGAUGUUUGGAGAGGCGAAGUAGUCCGAGCGUUUGAUUUUGGAUGCCGAAUAUUGAUGACCACUCGGGACGCUUCCGUAACUGAAGUUGUUAAUGGGCGUGAUCUGCUGGUGAAAGUUCAAGACGGUUUCACUCAAGAGGAGUCGUUGUGUUAUUUGGCCAAUUGUCUUAAUAUUUCGGAACAAGAUUUGCCAGAACAGGCAGAUCAAAUUUAUUCAGAAAGCAAAGGUUCUCCAAUGGUGCUUUCAUUGUUAGCUCCACUUUUAGCAGAACGCGGAGAUCGCCAGCGCAUCGACGUUCACAGAUGGGAUCAUUAUUUGGGAAAACUGCGUGAUAGGAAAUACACACAAAUACGGCGCCAUGGUUCGUACAAUUACGAAACCAUAAACGAGGCAAUCUCCAUCAGCUUUGAUCACUUGGAUGAAGACACAAGACACUCGUUGAAGGAUUUUGUUAUUUUCCUAGAUGACGUUAAUAUUCCAGCUCCAGUGCUGCAAAUUCUUUGGAAAUGUAGUCGAUAUGAAAUGGAGGAAAGAAUCAGUCUUUUAGUGGCUAAUUCGCUGGUAGCGCAACACUUCCAAGAACACUCAUCGAAUUGUAUAGUUUUAUACGGCAUUCAUGAUCUUCUUUUGGACUACCUGAAAUCACACAUGAGUGCCGAGGAACAGCGUAAUGCACAUCGCAAGCUUGUUGAUUCGUAUUUCGCCGAGUGCAAGGACAACUUCGGUGAAUUACCAGAUGAUAACUAUAUCUUCUGGUUUUUGGGAUACCAUUUAUACAAGGCCGAGUAUACCGAGUUUUUCCCUCGCGUCUACCUCAAUCUUUCAUUCGUAUCUGCCAAAUUGCGUGCAACCGGACCCAGUGAUUUGCUAAACGACUUCCGCAAAUACAAAGACUACAUAUCAGAGAUUAGUGGAAGAAAUAGUCAACGAGUAGAAGACUACAUGCAUUUUAUUCGGACGUGUGGGCAUAUAGUAGUGCAUUGCCGUCAUUUAGAUAUCGUUCAACUUGCCCUUCAACAACCAAAAAACAGCAGCGUCUAUAACGAUGCUCUAGAAUUGGCCAAAAAGGCUAAAGAAAAAUUCUACCUAGAAUGUCGAUCGGUUGGGAGUCAAACAAAAGAAAGCAUGGAUCAAGUUCUUCGCAGCACAAUCUUAAAUUACGGGCAUGUCACUGCAGCUUGCUUCACACAGGAUGGCCAACGUUUGCUUAGCGCUGUCGACGAUGGACAAAUUCGCAUGUGGGACGUUGAUUCUGGAAAGGAACUCCACCGUUUCAUUGGACACAGCGGCAGCAUUCACCAGCUGUCUCUGAGCAAAGAUGCUAAACGUUUCGUCUCGUCGUCGGCUGACGGAUCGGUGAAGGUCUGGGAUCUCUCGGCUGUCAUCGGCAAACUGGACGGUACUCCACUUGACCAUCCAUCUUCAACACAUUUUCACCCUCCACGCACAGUAGUCAUGGGUUUUCAUGCGGUGGUUGCUGGUGAGAUCGAACAUCGUCCAAACAAAACCCCUUCACCGCGAAUGCGCCAAGACAGCUGGCAUAAUAUGUUCGAUGUCAGUGACCGUGUCAUAACAGAUAAUAGUUUGACGACAUACACUGGGCACACUAAUGAGGUUUUGGGUGCGAGGUUCUCCGAGAACGGCGCGCAAGUAGUUUCUUGCGGUCUAGAUAACACGGCUCGUAUUUGGCUUAGUACUGCCUGUAUGGAACUUGGGGUAUUAGAACAUCCCGAGCCGGUCACCACCUGUUGCUUUUCGGAAUGUGGGGUUUAUGUUGCUACGGGAUGCACCGAUUCGAGUAUUCGCAUUUGGAAUGGAGAAAUAUCCCUCUAUACCUGCGUAGCCUUUUUUCCGAGGCAGGAUUCUAGCCCCAGAAUUCUCUUCAUUUCAUUUUUAUCAAAAACCUCACUUCUUUCAGUUUCGGAUAAUGAAAUUUUGCAGUUCGAAUGGACCCUUUCUUCUGACAAAGAAAGAGAAAGUGAUACUCCAUUUCCAAAAUCGAUUGCUAAGGCCAGUAGCAGUUGGUGUUACAACUGCGCCACCGUGACUGAUAACAAACAACUCUUAGCGGUAACCACUUCAAAGGAUAACAUCCUCCUUUACAACAUCGAUUCGGCUGAACAGAUCUUCGAAUAUGUCGGUCACUCUGGAACCAUCAACACUUUACAUUUCUCUCCCAGUGAAAGUAGCGAUGAUCCCCCGAAAUGGCUGCUCUCUGGCUCGAUUGACAAAACUUUAAAAGUAUGGAAUGUUACCGAUGUAGAACGAGUAGACCAGUGCUCCUUGUCGUGUUCUGCGUUCCAUGCUGUUUGUCCUCCGGAUCAAUCUAGCAAUUUUCUGAUUGCAACGGUUGGAUCAGAUAAUCACAUCCAGGUUGUCAGCGGAUCGAAUUGUGAGACAUUACUAACUACGAAUGACGUCGAAUCGGGAUCUGAUCAGGUUGAAAUAUGUGUAUUAUCGCACCAAGCCUCUAUGAUGGCGUGGUCAACUGUGAGUGGCCUAGUAAAACUAAUGUCACUGGACCGAAGCGAAGUUAAAACUCUCGGCCAUCACUCAGACGCAAAAGUGACAUUGCUAAAGUUCAGCCCCUCAGAUGUUUUGCUGUUGACAGUCAGCUCUGAAGGGUGCAUCAAGAUCUGGAAGCCAAGAAGCGAAACUGUCACUAUUAGUGGUCCUCGGAAAGGUGUCAUUGAUUGUUUUUUCGUUGAACCAGAAGAGACCACGAUCAUAGUAUGUGGAGCCGAUGGAAGUAUCAGACUAUGGGAUGUUAAGACUGGUUAUCCAAAACAUUUAAUCAUGGAGGAUUAUCGGUUGAGUUUGACCUGCGUCGACCGUGCUUCCAAUCGACAGUGGUUGGCACAAGGAACUACCACUCAAGGAGUCCAGAUUGUUCAGAUUCCGUCUGUUUCAGAACUCAGUUUUAGCAGUUCUCCUAGACAGAGUACGACGUUCCGAAAGCCGUUUUGGUUAGGACAUCAACUUAGCCCAGUACGAGUGUGCCGAUUCGCCAGUCAUGUUGAAUUAAUAGCCGUUGGCUACGACACUGGCAUCAUAGAGGUUUUCGAUUACUUGCGAAACACAUUGAAAGCAACACUGGAGGCUCAUCAGUCUUGGGUUCGUGAUCUGCAGUUUUGUCAGAAUUCGCCCUUCUUCCAAUUAGUUUCCUUGGGUGACCGAAUUGCGUGGUGGAAUAUAAGUUCAGCUCACUCCGGGACGAUCGCCCAGAAUUUGCAUUCCAACGGGAGCAGCCAUUUGGCCGGCGGUAUGGGCUUUCCACUAACACCCAUAACACCAGGCUCCUCUUCUUCCAUCUCUUCUUCGUCACGUUUCGCCGACGCAAGUAUCACGCCAUCCUCACAGUUUUACGGGUUGGUCCAGACGGUCGAAUUUCAGACCAGAGGACGUUAUGCUUCCAAACUUUUUGUUUCGGGCGACGGUCGUGCCCUCGUCACCGUUUCCGACUCUGGGAUCUUGUACAUUCUUCAUCAAUUGCCUCAUCACUGAUAUUAUUAGAGUAAUUUAGCGCGCUCAAAUCUUCAAAGAAGUCAUCCCGAAUUUCAUUAAAAAUCGUUUAUUGUUACAACUUACAACACUUAUCCGAUGAAUUCCGAUUUUUCCGAUGUCGCGUUUGCAAAAUAAUAAUUGAAUGGCACUAGGCAGCGACGUUGUUCGCACAACGUGAAUGAAUCAAUGACAGAGUAAUGUGCUGAUGAUGCAAUAAUGGAACUAACGAUAAGAGGGGAGAGUGAAGACGAGAUGAUACUGCUUGCGGACUCGUGCCCCCAAGGUUCGCCUCCGAGAUUUCUCCUUGCCGCAGUCAUGCCAACUGCCAGUAGGUGACUCGUAAGACACUUGUGUCGCAAUUUAAUCAAACCUAAUUUUUUUUUGUAAUAGAAGAAAAAAUUAAAGGGUUGUGUGAAUCUCUUAAUACUAACAA
Molecule: messenger RNA, 4885 nt
Organism: Daphnia pulex (common water flea)
Lineage: Eukaryota; Metazoa; Arthropoda; Branchiopoda; Diplostraca; Daphniidae
Product: apoptotic protease-activating factor 1-like
Exons: 19
Coding region: 223-4452 (1409 amino acids)
Biological process (GO): regulation of apoptotic process
Molecular function (GO): ADP binding; protein binding
Source: RefSeq, a predicted model, not a curated record